Messenger RNA from Strigops habroptila (Kakapo), 2173 nucleotides. RefSeq names its product translation initiation factor IF-2-like. NCBI's taxonomy places the organism in Eukaryota, Metazoa, Chordata, Aves, Psittaciformes, Psittacidae. The transcript is spliced from 2 exons. The record is from RefSeq and is a predicted model, not a curated record. Bases 78 to 746 code for a protein of 222 amino acids.
CUGCGGCGCCGCUGCCGCCGCGCGCAGGCCGAGGCGGCCCCCGCUGCGUACGUUCUAGCACGGCACCGGCGCGCUCUAUGGGCCUGGCGCCGGCCCCAGGGAGGAGGUGGCGGGCGGCGGGGUCCCCCGGGUGCGCUGGGGAGUCCGGUCCCGGUCCCCCGCCGUGCCCCGGAGAGCGCGGCCGGGGGCGCCCCGCGCAACCGGAGGGACGGUGCCUGAAGGGUGCGCGGCAGGCGGGGCGGCUUCCAGGGGAGCCCGGGCGGGAUGUGCGCUGUCCUGUCAGGCUGAGGGGAGCGGCGGAGCCCGGGCGGCAGCGGCUGCGGCACUGGCCCCGCGGCAGGGCCCGAGCGGCCUUUGAGGCCCAGGGCCCGGGCCAUGAGCGGCCCGAAGCCUGUCAGGAGCUGGCGGGCCGCCGGGCGGGCCUGGCCCGGCGCUCCCGGCGGGCGACGGAGCCGCCGCCGCCUUCUGAAGACCGAAGGCGAGGGAUGAGGGUGCGCUUAGGUGAGGAGUUCACGGGCAGGGAAGCGGCUGCCCGCGUCGCGGGGGUGAAAGGUGGCACCCUUUACAGCCGAACAGGGUGCUCUGCCCGGGGCCGGGGACUCCAGCCUGCGGCUCCGCUCGCCCAGGGAAGCUGGCUCCAGUCGCUGGCACGACAGCUUGGGCGAACGGACCCUCCAAGGAUAGGAUCUCCCCAGUUUUCCAUGGAAGACUAUUACACAGCCUGUGUUUGGAUCUCAUUCCUGUGAGCCAUACUCAAGUGAGUACUCUUUAUGACGCCAGAGGGACUACUCUUGUAGAGGGAUUGAUGUAGUUAAAAAUCCCUGCUCACUGCUUUGGACAUUUUUAGUGCUUCAUUCUCAUUAUGUUAGCAUAGUAGGGGACAUGUAAAGACAUGCUUCAGUUUGGAUGUUUACUCCCUAGAUUGUUUUUCACAGAUGGUUUUAUUUUCAGGUUUCUUAGUUGUCCUGUCCCUUUACAAGGUGUGGCUAGUUAUUUUGACUCAAACAGCUUUCGGCUUUAUAGCAUCUAUGUAAGCUCUAUCACCCUAUUUUAGUACUGACAAUAUACAUAAAUAAAUCAUUAAUUACAAUGUUUCCUUGUUAGUUUUGUUUGGAAUUUUUGGUUGUAAUACAGAGAACAUGUUAACAUAAGAUUAAUAUUUUAUACCACACAUACUUAGAGAUUUAAAUGUGGUUUAACAAUGAAAGAUUAUUUACUGUAGAAGUGGAUUUAGAUUAAUUUCACUAAUCCAAGAUUUUACUCUUUCCUAUUUUUUGUAUCUGUAUAUGCAGAAAAAUAUUUGUGGAAAAAAGUAACUCCGAGUAGCAAAAGGCAAAAGACAAUGAAGAAAAGAAGGGUAGAAGGACUGGAGCCACACUCCACUAAGUAUUGCAUAAAAAUUUUGUAUAGCUCAUUCCCAGUAAGAUUCAAUUUCAAGAUUUGUAGUUUGGUCUUACAGACAGAUGCCUGAAUGCUUCUGAAAACAAAUGCCAUUGGGAAUGACUGUAUUUCAAAUGGAACCAAUUUAUAACAAAUGCUGAAGCUUGCAGCAGUGUUCAAAACCCUUUUAUCUCCAGUUGUUCAUAAAAGAGAUUAAGAUAUCUGAAACAUAUAUUAAGAAGCCACAACAUCUGCUGUGGCAGGUACACUGCUGGGAAAUGGGAAAAAUAUGAACAAGUAGUUAAGCAAAAGACUCCCGCUCCAUUAAACGUGACUCAGGGAAUGGAAUCUUACUGGAACUUAGCAGUGUAAAAAGACAUUAAAAAUGGCCCAGGAUGGAAAGGCUUCUUUGCUCCGUGAGUAGUAUUUAGGACACAAAAAAUAUUUGGAGAUGGAAGAUUUUGUUGUCACAUGUCCCUAUUUUACAGGGAAAUCAGGAACGUGUUAUAACAAAAGAAAAAGUCCUUCAUUCCUUAUUCAGAACUUCUGUAGAGCUUUUCAUCCUAGUAAGGACCAAAGGGGUCUAUUCAGUGAGUUAUCAUUUGCUUCAAUCAUCGGCAAUUUACCAGAGAUUACUUUGCAGUAUCUCUGAAUAGCUAUAAUAUUCCAAAGAAUGGAAAUCAAAUCAUCUUUUCAGGACUCUAUUUAUAAGCUCUUCUGUGCCCCUCUCUGUCAUGCUGUCAACUCAUCCUGGUUUCAGUUGAAUCUCGAAAUAAAAAAGAUUCACAAGAGA